This is a messenger RNA of Marmota monax (woodchuck), 1922 nucleotides long. RefSeq names its product reticulon 2 (gene Rtn2). Lineage: Eukaryota; Metazoa; Chordata; Mammalia; Rodentia; Sciuridae. The record is from RefSeq and is a predicted model, not a curated record. The transcript has 10 exons. Bases 102 to 1511 code for a protein of 469 amino acids.
GGCGGUGGCGUGGGCGCGGCGGAGAUGAGCGCCCGCGGCCCCGGGCCCAGGGCGGCGCGGCCGGAGUGGGCUGGGGUCCCGAUGCAGGCCCGAGGGGGGCCAUGGGGCAGGUCCUGCCGGUCUUCGCCCACUGCAAAGAAGCUCCAUCUACAGCCUCUUCUACCCCUGAUUCCACAGAAGGAGGAAACGACGACUCGGAUUUUCGGGAGCUGCACACAGCCCGGGAAUUCUCAGAGGAUGAGGAGGAGGAGACCACGUCCCAGGACUGGGGUACCCCCCGGGAGCUGACCUUCUCCUACAUUGCCUUCGAUGGUGUGGUGGGCUCUGGGGGCCGUAGAGAUUCAGCUGCCCGCCGCCCCCGGCCUCAGGGCCGUUCAGUCUCAGAACCACGAGACCUGCCCCCUCAGCCCGGCCUAGGAGACAGCUUGGAGAGCAUCCCCAGCCUGAGCCAGUCCCCAGAGCCUGGACGCCGGGGUGAUCCUGACACCGUACCUCCGACUGAACGCCCUCUGGAGGACCUGAGGCUCCGGCUGGACCAACUAGGCUGGGCUGCCAGGGGAGUGGGAUCUGGGGAGGACUCUGCCACCAGCAGCUCCACCCCUCUGGAAGACGAGGAACCUGAUGGAUUGGAGGAGGGAGCGGCUAAGGAAGAACUGGACCUACAACGUGGAUUUUCUCAGUCCUCGCCACCUGAGGUCUUGACCCCCCAGCCCAGCCCCAGCUGUAGGACACCUGAGGCUGGUACUCCAUCCCAACCAGGAUCCCCAGAUUCCAACUCUGGGCCUGAUGAGCCCUCGCUGGCCGAGGAAGAGGAGCCUUGGGGACCACUGGAGCCGGAGCCAGUCUUGGGACAGUGUCUCCAUAGCAGGGAUCAAUCAGAAUUCACCCUGCAGCCACACAUUCUAGUGGCGGACCUGCUGUACUGGAAGGACACGAGGACGUCAGGCGUGGUGUUCACUGGCCUCAUGGUCUCCCUCCUCUGCCUCCUGCACUUUAGCAUCGUGUCGGUGGCCGCCCACGUGGCUCUGUUGCUGCUCUGCGGCACCAUCUCUCUCAGGGUUUACCGCAAAGUGCUGCAGGCUGUGCACCGGGGGGAUGGCGCCAACCCCUUUCAGGCCUACCUGGAUGUGGAUCUGACCUUGACUCGGGAGCAGACAGAACGUUGGUCCCAGCAGAUCGCCUCCCACGUGGUUUCCACAGCCACCCAGCUGCGGCACUUCUUCCUUGUCGAAGACCUGGUGGAUUCCCUCAAGCUGGCUCUCCUCUUCUACAUCUUGACCUUCGUGGGUGCCGUCUUCAACGGCUUGACUCUUCUCAUUCUGGGAGUGAUUGCUUUAUUCACUGUUCCUCUGCUGUAUCGGCAGCACCAGGCCCAGAUCGACCAGUAUGUGGGAUUGGUGACCAAUCAGUUGAGCCACAUCAAAGCUAAGAUCCGAGCUAAAAUCCCAGGGACUGGAGCCCUUUCCUCAGCAGCAGCUGCAGCCUCCGGAUCCAAAGCCAAAGCCGAAUGAGAGGGGUGUCUCUGCCGAGGGACGCCUUCCCCUAACCCCAGCAGCUCUCUGUCCCAGUCCAUCUCCUGGCUACCCCCACCCUCACCGCUCUUCGGCCUGAGCCAUUUCCCAGUGGGUGUCAGGAUCACUCCCACUAGGGAAAGAGCUCAAAUUGAGCGGCCAGGACUACAUUUCCCAAGUGGCUCUGCUCUAGGAGUUUGGGGAAGAUAAGGCACCUUGGCCGCGGGGCCUGCUGGGACUUGUAGUUGACUAGACAGGGCGCCGCCCUGCACUUCCGCGGUCCCGCCGCUGGAAGCGCUGUGAGGGGUUGGUGUCUCCAGGACACCGGUAGCCCCAAAGCAGGGGCUUUGCAUGGGGCCCAAAGGAGGCCUGCGCUUGGAUUUACACUGUAAUAAAGACUCCUGUGGAAAA